Messenger RNA from Harpia harpyja (harpy eagle), 5331 nucleotides. RefSeq names its product nuclear receptor subfamily 2 group F member 2 (gene NR2F2). The record is from RefSeq and is a predicted model, not a curated record. Gene Ontology annotation, biological process: anatomical structure development; negative regulation of transcription by RNA polymerase II; cell differentiation. The coding region runs from base 1269 to 2501 and encodes 410 amino acids. Gene Ontology annotation, molecular function: RNA polymerase II cis-regulatory region sequence-specific DNA binding; zinc ion binding; nuclear receptor activity. NCBI's taxonomy places the organism in Eukaryota, Metazoa, Chordata, Aves, Accipitriformes, Accipitridae. The transcript is spliced from 3 exons.
CCUCCUCCCGCUCCCCUCUUUUAUCAUCCUGGCUGGCUGGGCGCUGCGCUGGCGAGUUGACUCCUUCCCUCCCCCCCGCCCCGCGGCCCCCCUCCCCCCGCCCGCGCCGUGAGCACCGGCGGCGCGGAGGCGAGAGCCCACUUGCGAGGCGGCAGAAGCAGCAUAAGGCAGCGCGGCGGCGGCGGCAGCGGCGGCGGCGGCAGCGGCAGCAGCAGCACCCGAGCGGCGGCGGCGGCGGGAGCGGCGGCGGCGGGAGCGGCGGCGGGGACACGGCGCGGCGGGAGCGGCGAAGCGGCUGAGCGGGGCAGAGCGGAGCGCAGCGCGGCGGGGACGGAGAGGAGGAACAAAUAAAGAAUCAUAAUAAUAAUAAUUAAUAAUAAUAACAAUAAUAAUAAUAAUAAAAAAAAGGCGAGGAGAGGAGGAGGAGGAGAAAAAAACCAAACAGCCAGCCCCCCCACCCCCGAGCCCAAAAGAGGGAGAGAGAGAGAGAAAGAGAGCAGCGCCCGGGCGGAGCGGCGGAGAGGAAGAAUUAAAGCGAGCGAAGGAGGGAGGAGAGACAGAGCAGAGAGAGAGAGAGGAGGAAAGAGGAGGAAAAAAAAAAAAAAAGCCCACAAAAACAAAGCGAUCGCAGUUGAUGUUGCUGCUGCAAGCUGGACUUCCAAAAACUACGGCGAGACCGUCCGCUCUCCGCGCCGAGAAAAGUCUCCUCAGCUGUGCGUGUUUUUUUCCGCUGUGUGUGUAAUCUUUAACCUUUUAUUCAUUCUUAUUUUGAUGGCUUUCCUGAAUGGCUGACUGCGAGCUUCCCUGGACCUGGCCCCCAGACACCCGCCUCUCCUCCUUCAACUACUCUGCUGCAGAUCAGCUCUAAGAGAGAGAGAGGGAGAUCUUUGAAGAGAUUUUUUUUUUUUCCUCCUCUCUCUCUCUCUCUCUCCCUCCCUCUCUCCCCCACCCCCACCACCCCUUUACUUUGCUCUCCUGGAGCCCAGACAAUCGACUCGCAACUCACCCCCCCGCACACACACCUCCAUCGCCCCGUGCUUCUGCACCUUCGCCGGUACCGGGAGAUCCCCCCCACCCCGACCCUCCUGAAAAAAAAAAAAAAAAAAAAAAAACAAGGCAAAACAACAAAAGAGAGAGGGGGGAAGAGAGAGAGAGGGGAGGAGGAGGAAAAAAAAAAAAGACUGCUGCAAAGCUGAUCUGAAAAGCAAAGCAAACAAACUUUGAAAAUAAAGGGGGAACAGGAAGUUUGGCAACGGUGUCCAAUAGAUAUGGCAAUGGUAGUCGGUGCGUGGCGAGACCCCCAGGACGAUGUGCCCGGAGCUCAGGGAACGCAGCCUUCGCAAGCCCCGCCGGUGCAGGGACCUCCGGCCGGGGCCCCGCACACCCCACAGACCCCGGGGCCCGGGGGCCCUCCCAGUACGCCAGCCCAGACCAACCCGCCAAGCCAGCAGAACCAAGGAGACAAACAGCAGCAGCAGCAGCACAUUGAAUGUGUGGUUUGUGGGGACAAGUCUAGUGGCAAACAUUAUGGCCAGUUUACCUGCGAGGGUUGCAAGAGUUUCUUCAAGCGGAGUGUAAGGAGGAAUCUCAGCUACACUUGUCGUGCCAACAGGAACUGUCCCAUUGACCAGCACCACCGCAAUCAGUGUCAGUACUGCCGCCUCAAAAAAUGCCUCAAAGUUGGCAUGAGACGGGAAGCGGUCCAGAGGGGCAGAAUGCCACCCACACAGCCAACUCAUGGUCAGUUCGCCUUGACAAACGGGGACCCUCUCAACUGCCAUUCCUACCUAUCCGGAUAUAUCUCCCUUCUUCUGAGAGCAGAGCCCUACCCCACCUCCCGCUUUGGCAGUCAGUGCAUGCAACCCAACAACAUCAUGGGCAUCGAGAACAUUUGUGAACUGGCAGCUAGGAUGCUCUUCAGCGCGGUGGAGUGGGCCAGGAAUAUCCCCUUCUUCCCAGACCUCCAGAUCACAGACCAGGUGGCCCUCCUGAGGCUGACCUGGAGCGAGUUGUUUGUCCUCAACGCUGCCCAGUGCUCCAUGCCCCUCCACGUAGCUCCGCUCCUGGCAGCUGCUGGCCUCCACGCUUCGCCAAUGUCUGCUGACCGAGUGGUCGCCUUUAUGGACCACAUACGAAUCUUCCAAGAGCAAGUAGAAAAACUGAAAGCAUUGCAUGUCGACUCUGCAGAAUAUAGCUGUUUAAAGGCCAUAGUCCUCUUCACCUCAGAUGCCUGUGGUCUCUCUGAUGUAGCCCAUGUUGAAAGUUUACAGGAGAAGUCACAGUGUGCUUUGGAAGAGUAUGUUAGGAGCCAGUAUCCCAACCAGCCUACACGAUUCGGGAAGCUAUUACUACGUCUCCCCUCCCUUCGCACUGUCUCCUCUUCUGUCAUAGAGCAAUUGUUUUUCGUCCGUUUGGUAGGUAAAACCCCCAUAGAAACCCUAAUCAGGGAUAUGUUACUGUCUGGCAGCAGUUUUAACUGGCCUUAUAUGUCCAUUCAAUAAAAUAUUCGAGAGAGAAAAAAAAAAUUUAAAAAAAAUUUAAAAUUGAGAAGGGAGAUGAAAGAGAGUGAAAGGAAAGCAAAUGACAUUUGGGUUCUGGUUGUUUCUUAAAUUUCCUUCUGCUAAGAAAGGAUGUAAAAGGAUGUUACAAGUUUGCUAAGAGAAGACAGGAAAAAAUUAAUGGACUGUGAAUUUAAAAAGAGACUGUCAAAUGAACUUUUACAGAAUGCAUUAAAAACUCCCGUGUCGUUCAGAAAAAAAAACUUGCUACUUAUCAUUUUUUGUAAAAAAUAAAAAAAGAGAGAAAGAAAAAAGAAAGAAAGAAAAAAGAGAAAGAAGAAGAAAAGAAAUGAUGGUCGGCUUUUUCUUUUUUUCUUUUUUCUUCUUUUUUUUCUUUUUUUUGGGGUAAACUUUUUAAAAAAUCUCGCUUAAAGUGCAUUUAAAGGAAAUUUGGAGAAAAUUAGCAGAACGGAAGAAAGUAAGUCUUUUUUUUCCAAAUUAUUAAUUGUCCUAUGUGUCUAUGUACCUAUAGCUGUUCUUUUUUGUAUUUUUCUGGUUUCAAACCAGUUUAUUCUGUGGUUCUAUAAUAAUUUUUGAUAUAACCUUGGCUUCUUUAAAAAAAAAAACUGUGUAUCCUUAAAAUAUAUGUUCUGAAAGAAUUAAAACUGAGUCCACGAAAGUAUCAUAGGAAGAAAGGAAAAGAGAAAAAAAAAAACCUCAACAACACAAUGAUGGAAGCGCACUUAAGGUGGUGACCCAAAAUCUAGCUUGAAGCUGAGAGCUAUAAUUAUAGACCCGAAUGAACCACACGUGUCAUAUAACUACCCCCAAAUCUAGGGUUUUUGAUAUUUCGGACAGAAAAUGAACUGUGGGGAUUUAUUAUAGGUAGAAGGAAUUCGUGUCCAAGACACACUACAGUUUUGAUUUAAAAAACAAACAAACAAGCAAAGUGAACUUUUGUAAUUUGAAUUGGGUUCCACAUAGUUCAUCAUGAAUUGUUAUUAAACUCCUCUAUCUGUUUGUAUAUUUGCAAGCCCUUUGUAUUAUAAUAAUUGUUGAUAUUUUCCCUUUUUAAAAAAUACCAUUGAAAUCAGCAUGACAAAAUAACACUGUUGGCACUUAUAGAUAACGUGAUUGAUUCAGUAUCUUAGAGUUUACAGUUUUGUGUUUAAAAAAACUGAAGGUUUUUUUUUUAAGUGCAACAUUUCUGUAUACUGUAAAAGUUAUAAUAACUGAACUGUUUGGUCGAGUCUUUGUGUGUUAUAUUCCAAGGAAAAUUGAAAGUAUUCAGAAAUUAAAAUAUUAUUUGAUAUCUGAAACUUGUUUGGCUGUCAUAAAUGUCUUUCAGAAACCACAUUACUUCUCUAUAGUUUGCAGUCAUUUAAGUCCAUAGGCGAUUGAUUUGUUUACUUGUCACAGUAAGUUUGUAGCAGAUGUAUUGUAGUGUAUUUACCUGUUUAAUUCCGGGAUGGGGGCGGAGGACUUAAGUUCGUGGUUUAUCUCUGGUUUUAGGAAGUACUAUGCUGAAAUGGUAAACCAUCAACCCCCAUUCAUCUAAUCCUCCUGUUAAUUAAAAAUGGAUUUUCUGGAAAAAAAAGGCCCUUAUUUUUGUCACACUUAAGUGCCUGCGUAGGAAAGGUAUUGUUGUGAAAAAGUAUUAGAAAUCUGGAGAUCAGUAUCUAUUUUAUGAUCAGAAUGGGGCGAAAAAUCUUUUGUAAAUGUCUGACAUACGCGCACAAGAUCAUUCAAGCAAGGUAAUAGCAGUAUUGUAAAUAUAGGUCAGUUGUUUGCAAUGAGUUUUCUUUAAGUAUGUGUGAUUUUUUAUAAUACUCCGUAGUUGCCAUCUAUCGUUGUCAUUGAGAGGUCUUCAAAUGGAGUGGCUUUAGCUUCUAGCACUGAGGAGUUGGUUUUUAAUGUAUAUAUACUCUCAAGUGGAUUUUUUUUACCUUAGACUGUGAAAGCAUGACCACAGGUCAUCUCUAUAUUUUACAUAUGGGAUAUAUGUCUGUAUGUAUACUUGCAUACAUACAUGCGUAGGCGUACAUGCAUCUUUCCUGUGUAGCUACAGGGCCCUCUCUUGCAGUCCUCGCACAGGCACAGCUCCCACUGAUGCGGUGAGGACCUGCCUGGGCGAGUGGCAUAGGAUCGGACACACCAUUUGUGAAUUUAGUGCUAUCCCGAGCAGGUGAAAAAACCCCAAACCUGAAGGAAGGCAAGAUGAUGUGGUUUUGCAAGGGGUUGAUAUUUUGGGUUGUGUGCGUGCGUGUCUCUUUUUUUUUUUUUUCUUUUCUUUUUUCUCUCUCUCUCUGUCUCCCCCCACCCGCCCUCCCCUUGGUCUAUAGCAGAUGCUUUGUAUGUGAAAGCUUGCAAUUUUGUUCUUGUCUGAGGCUUCCCCCUCUCCCUUUUUACCACACGUAACUACACCAUGUUGUGGUUUCACAAAAAGAGAGGGAGGGAGAGAGAUCAUUCUGUAAAGUCGAUUAAACCCUGAUCUUUAGUGUGUUCCAGUUAGACACAUCUGUACUGGGGGCAGAGGGGCGUAUGACUGUGAAUUUGAGCAGAGUUUUACAUCUGAAUCAUGGCUCCUUUUCUAUAAAUAUAUAAAUAUAUAUAAAUAUAUAAAUAUACUAUUAUUGCAGGGGAUUGCUGACCUCUAGAUUUAGCUUUUUCUAUUGCAAGUGCUAUCCAUGUGAGUGUGUGUGUGUGAAGUUUUUAUGCUUACUAAGAACACAGGAUCUUGACUUGUUUGUUUUGUGUUAGUUUAUUGUAAACAACCAUUUGUUGUAAAUUGUUAUUGGCAUUAAAUUAUAAUUUAUGAUUUUCAAAUCCAAAA